AAGCAAGUGUGAGAGAUAUUGAUCGUUUUAUCAUAAUCACGAACUCGAAACUGAUUGAAUUAAUUGAAUAGUAUGCUAGCUUCCACCCGACAUCAACUUGUAUUCGCACUACUAAAUGAAAACUAGGACCUUUACUAAAACUAUUCAUUGUGGAUCCUAGCACGAUGCCCUGUAGACCGAAUCAAAAUUUUAAUUAGCUGUUGUCAAGUGAAGAAUCGUGCGGUUGCUUCAAAAACUAAAUUGAAAAUAUAAUUUCGUUUGUAGACACACUAAUCUCCUUUAACAAAGACCGCCAUCUACUCUCGUUUCAGAAAGGAUUAGACUGUGCUCCUUUUAGGCUUCUUCUUACACGAACCACAGCUUUGAACUUCAUUUAAUUUUAGACUGAGGUGUAAAAUCGCCACUCGAAGCCGAAUUGAAGAUCGCUACAUCAGCCGGAUCAAAGGUAAAAAAGAAUUGUAGCAGGGAGUUUCAAGCUGAGUGGUCAGGUUUGGUUUUUUUUUUCAUCAUUUAGACAAUAUGAUAUAGAUAUCAUGUAGGUUUUGCAAGGGUUGACUAAGAACAAUAAGAGUACCGUACACUCGAGCCUGAGUUGUAAGCACGGUUCGUCUUUUGAGAAGUUGCAAACAAAGCUGUUUCGUUGGUUCCUUUUUUGACACAGGAAUCUAGCAGAACCUGAAGUUCCUUUCUUUUCAGCGGAAAUAUCCAUCCAUGAGGCACAAAGGGACCUUUCUCACGCGUUGGUGGCGGAAGAAUUUAGUAGAACCCGGUGACACUUUUCAACAGAGACAACCUACUGGUUCUUGUGAAAGGCAAAAAGACGAGGAAAGUUCUUUUGUCACCAGUGCAAAACAAGUCGAUUCGAGGAACAGAAAUCUGACAGAAAAAGAAAACGAGUUGCAGGCCGAGAUGAUUAACUUUCACAUAACAGAAAACCAAGCAGCUCACAAAACAGAAAAUUACCCGGAGAUUGAGGAGUUAGUACUAAGGAGAGGGGAGGUGUUUGAUGUAACAGUCAAGUUUAACAGAGACUACAAUCCGGACUCUGACGUUAUCACGCUCCUCUUUGUCUCUGACGAAGAUAAUCCCAAAAGCAGAGAAAACAGUGUGCGCAUCAAGAUUCAAGAUAUCCUUCAGCUCUCGCAGUGGGGAAUGCAACUUAAAGAAGCCAACAAAAAAUCAAUUCACUUGUCAGUCAUGACGUCAGCGCAGGCAGUGCCCAGUCGUUAUGGCGUCAUGGUAGAAACAAAGUCCAGGGAAUCUUCAGGAGAAACAGCUUUGUAUCGAUGUAAAAACAGAGAACGGAUUUGUUUAAUCUAACCCUUUGACCCUUAAGGGACGUAACCGUUUGAUGGAAGACGUCUAGUUAAAACAGUAAAACUUCACCAAUUCCAUCUGAGCUAAUUAAAAAAGAAAAGAUCGUGCAGGUUAUAAUAAUUAGGCGUUGCUGUAUGUUUCACACGUACGUUGUAGAUAUUUCGAUAUAGAUUCCAACGUUUUUAAAUAUACUACGUACAACGGACAAUAAACAGUUUUAUUUUCCCCUUUA
Messenger RNA from Pocillopora damicornis (cauliflower coral), 1549 nucleotides. Its product is annotated as coagulation factor XIII A chain. Gene Ontology annotation, biological process: peptide cross-linking. The record is from RefSeq and is a predicted model, not a curated record. NCBI's taxonomy places the organism in Eukaryota, Metazoa, Cnidaria, Anthozoa, Scleractinia, Pocilloporidae. Gene Ontology annotation, molecular function: protein-glutamine gamma-glutamyltransferase activity.